AUGAGCAGUGAACUCACCGCAAACUGGCUGAAACAGAACAUCGCCCGCUAUCACAAUGCGGACAGGGUCUACACAGACGUCCUCGCUGCUCUCGACCACUACCCCUCUUUGAGGCCAAAGACAGAUGUGUACACCUUUGACGAUGGCCGCACCCAACUCCUCCUCUGCGUGCAUGGUCUACUCCCCAUUUCAUUCCGAAAUGCGUCAUACAACAUUCCUGUCGCAUUGUGGGUCCUGCUGUCCUAUCCCGCAGAGGCGCCCCUUGUCUAUGUGGUUCCGACAAGCGACAUGCUUGUGAAGCCCUCACCGCAGGUCGACCACUCAGGAAAGUGCAACAUCGACUACACAUCUCAGUGGCCUCGCAAGCCAGAGGCGUGCUCCUUGCUUGUUCUUCUCGAAGCCAUGCAGUCUUACUUUUCAAACGACCCACCGCUGUAUGCCAAAUCGCGUCCGAAGCAUCCGGCCGGACCUUCAUCCGCUGCAUCGCCUGCCCCCUCCUCGCCGUCCCCAAGCGCCGCCCAUGUCGCCGCGCCUAUGGAUCGCGGUCACGUGAGUCACACUGAUGUCUCCUUGCCCCCGCGUUUGCCGCCCAAGCCAUUUGCCCCCUCCGGACCAGCAUUGCCUGUUACACCGGGUAGCAGUACUCACGUCGUCGGAGCCGCUCCUACGUCAUCCUCUGUGCCAACGACUCCCAAUCAAUUUUCGUCUCCAUCAGCUUUGCAAACGCACGCGCCUAACCAAGCAAAUUAUGCACCUCGUGCGGUGGGUACGGAUGUCCGUGAUAGUCCCGCUCCUCCAGUACCACCUCAUCCUGCUGGAUAUUCACCUAUUCCUGGAGCGAUUCCACCGUCGGCGCCAUCCCCGGCAAUACCGCGAGGUCAGAACCAGAACUCGCAAGGUCCUCCACCGUAUGUCCCUGAACGGCCGCCCGUGCCUCCCCAUCCUCCUGUCCCACCUUCGCCGUUCACGAAUCGAGAUCAGAACCAAAUAUCAGUAACAACAGCCGUAAAUGGACAAAGUUCUGCAAUUACUGUGUCACCUCCGCCUGUUGUGCCUCGUGCAUACAGUCAACCGCUUCCCUUCCUCUCACCAUCGAGCAUUCCUGGAUCAUCUUCAACAAACUUACCAAAUAAUAGUCUAGGAUAUGUCCCCGGACCCGGUUAUCAACAAAAUCCUGCGCCUCAAGUUUCACUAGUCACCGAACCUGUCAGGCCUCCACCGUCUUUGCCACCACCCGAUCUACUGGAUGAAAAUAAUGAUUUUAAUGCAGUGCAACCAGCUCCUUCAGAUAACACCGAUGCCGCACCGCCGCCGCGUCCGCCAAAUCCACAAACGGUUGCACUGCACAAUGCGCUUCUUUCAUCCUUUCGCGACGCACUAGCGCGUCUUGCAGCAACUCAUGCCGAUGCGGUUGCGCGACAGCGGGCAGCUCAGGCAGAGCUACUUGCUGGGCCAGAGGCAAUACGAGAUGAGAGCGCUCGACUGGUUGCUGUGAGAGACGUAUGCAGCGUGGUUGGCGACCGCUGGAGCAGUCUCAUCACAGAUGGAGAGCAUGCCCUCGGCGAGAUGCGUCGCCGUGGGGAGGUUAGCGUUGAUGAAAUGGUUUGUGCGAGCAGCAUUGUUGGUAAUCAAUUGGUUAAUCUUGUCGCCGAGGAUAACGCUAUUGAAGACACGAUUUAUCACCUCCAUCGUGCCCUCAAUUCGGGCAGAAUUGACCUUGAGCGAUUCCUCCGUACAACGCGCGUACUAGCGGAAGAACAAUUCAUGAAGCGCGCAUUGGUCGAGAAGAUUCUUCGUGGUCUUCCAAUGGGUAUGGCUCUAAGAUAG
This is a messenger RNA of Fomitiporia mediterranea MF3/22, 1827 nucleotides long. RefSeq names its product UEV-domain-containing protein. Gene Ontology annotation, biological process: protein modification process; endosome to lysosome transport; protein transport. Lineage: Eukaryota; Fungi; Basidiomycota; Agaricomycetes; Hymenochaetales; Hymenochaetaceae. The record is from RefSeq and is a predicted model, not a curated record. Bases 1 to 1827 code for a protein of 608 amino acids. Gene Ontology annotation, cellular component: ESCRT I complex. Gene Ontology annotation, molecular function: ubiquitin binding. The transcript has 7 exons.